CCUACAAAUACCGGUGCCUGUGCUGCUUCUUUCUUCACCAGCUACAAGAGGAAGCAGAGAAAUUCAGAGGAUAGAUUAAUCGUAAGAGUAGAAGAAUUCUGCAGCUUGCGGCUAUGGCGACCAAGAUCUACAUCGUGUACUACUCGACCUAUGGGCACGUCGCGACGCUGGCGGAGGAGAUCAAGAAGGGCGCUGACUCCAUCGCCGACGUCGAGGUCACCAUCUGGCGAGUGCCGGAGACUCUGUCGGAGGAGGUGCUGGGGAAGAUGUACGCUGCGCCCAAGCGUGAGGACAACCCCGUCAUCACGGCAAGCCAGCUGGCCGAGGCCGACGGCAUCCUCUUCGGCUUCCCCACGCGGUUCGGCAUGAUGGCGGCGCAGAUGAAGGCCUUCUUCGACUCCACCGGCGGCCUCUGGCAGUCCGGCGCCCUCGCCGGGAAGCCCGCGGGCGUCUUCUUCGCCACCGGCACCCAGGGCGGCGGCCAGGAGACCACGGCUCUCACGGCCGUCACGCAGCUCACGCACCACGGCAUGCUGUUCGUUCCCGUCGGGUACACGCACGGCGCCGGCAUGUUCGCCAUGGACGAGGUCAAGGGCGGCAGCCCGUACGGUGCCGGCACCUUCGCCGGCGCGGACGGAAGCAGGCAGCCCACCGCCGCGGAGCUCGCCUUGGCGGAGCACCAGGGGAAGUACUUCGCCGGCAUCGCCAAGAAGCUCAAGGCCUGAAGUCUCGUCACCAUCCGCACAAUAGGCCAGUUGCGCUGCGCAUCACGGCAACCCCGUCAAGUGGUGCAAAAUUAUCUUUUUUUAUGUUUUAUCCAGCAAGCAAUUAUGUGGAGUACUGCUUAUUGUCUUGUUUUUUAGAUGGGUUAUUUUUGUCUUUUUUGACAAGGACACUACCUGCACACGGCAGCACUUUGUACUUUAUUACAUUCUAAUAAAAAUAUGGAAGAGUCGGCAGGCCAA
This is a messenger RNA of Lolium perenne, 965 nucleotides long. RefSeq names its product quinone-oxidoreductase QR2. Gene Ontology annotation, cellular component: membrane. The record is from RefSeq and is a predicted model, not a curated record. Gene Ontology annotation, molecular function: NAD(P)H dehydrogenase (quinone) activity; FMN binding. Lineage: Eukaryota; Viridiplantae; Streptophyta; Magnoliopsida; Poales; Poaceae.